AUGUUGGGCAUACUGAGCCUCUGGAGAACGGUCAACAGCGUCCUCUUCUACCUGACUCUGGUCAUCGCUGUUGGGGGGCUGCUGGGCAACGGGCUGGUGCUCUGGAACCUGGGCUUCCACAUCAAGAAGGGCCCCUUCAACACCUACCUGCUGCACCUGGCCGCUGCGGACUUCCUGUUCCUGUCCUGCCAGGUGGCCUUCUCCGUCGUCCAGGCCGCGCUGGGCUCCUCCCAGGACACGCUCUACUUCGUGGUCACCUUCCUGUGGUUCUCGGCAGGGCUCUGGCUGCUGGCGGUCCUUGGUGCCGAGCGCUGCCUCUCCGACAUCUUCCCCUCCUGCUACCAGCGCUGCCGGCCCCGGCACGCCUCCACCGGCCUCUGUGUCCUGGUCUGGGCUCUGACGCUGCCCGCCGUGCUGCUGCCCGCCAGCGCCUGCGGCCUGCUGCGUGAGGGCACGCGCCUGCUGGCCUGCAUCCGCUACCACGCGGUCAGCGUCACCUGGCUGCUGUCACUGGCGUGCGUGGCCUUGGGGGCCUGCCUGGUGCUCUUCAUCUGGGUGAACUGCUGCUCCCAGCGCCCGCGCCCCAAGUUCUGUGGCAUCGUCCAGGGCUCGGGGGUCCUGCUCCUUUUUUGCCGCCUGCCCUUCAUCCUCUACUGGAGCCUGCGGCCGAUCCUGAACUUCCUGCUGCCCAUCUUCCUCCCGCUGGCCACCCUCCUGGCCUGCAUCGACAGCAGUGCCAAGCCCCUCAUGUACUUCGUGAUGGGCCGGCAGCCCGGGCAUCGGGAGCCACUGAGGACGGUCCUGCAGAGGGCCCUGGGGGAGCGGUCCCAGCCAGGUGCUGGGGGGCUGUCCCUGCCCAUGGGCCCCGUCUAG
Molecule: messenger RNA, 873 nt
Organism: Marmota flaviventris (yellow-bellied marmot)
Lineage: Eukaryota; Metazoa; Chordata; Mammalia; Rodentia; Sciuridae
Gene: Mrgprg
Product: MAS related GPR family member G
Biological process (GO): G protein-coupled receptor signaling pathway
Cellular component (GO): plasma membrane
Molecular function (GO): G protein-coupled receptor activity
Source: RefSeq, a predicted model, not a curated record